Molecule: messenger RNA, 580 nt
Organism: Rhipicephalus sanguineus (brown dog tick)
Lineage: Eukaryota; Metazoa; Arthropoda; Arachnida; Ixodida; Ixodidae
Product: natterin-1
Exons: 3
Coding region: 44-580 (178 amino acids)
Source: RefSeq, a predicted model, not a curated record
UCGUUGUUUUCACUCCAACAGCGCCCGCAAUCGUCCAGGAACAAUGGCAGACUACGGAGCGAGCGAAUACAAGCCCGAAUUCCACUGGGUUGUAUGCCGCGGAGACAAACUCCCGGAGAACGCGGUGCCUGGAGGGGACGACAUAGGAGGGGAGGUCACCUACGUAGGGCGGGCUACGUACGCUGACGAAGUGAUACCAGGAAAGAUGGUCCCUUCCCGUGGAUUCUGUUACGUCCCUCAUGGAAAAGCCGAGCAUAAAUUCCGUGACUGCCAGGUGCUUGUCUCCAACGGAGCUCCGUUGGCAUGGUUACCUGAAUCCAAGGGCGCAGUGCCAAGUGGAGCCAUACAGGGCGGCAAAACCGACAAGGGCGAGCCACUCUACAUUGGUCGUGCACGUCACAAGGGCAUGCUCACUAUCGGCAAGGUUCAGCCAUCGGAAGGAUGCCUGUAUGUCGCUAACGACCAUCUAGAGCAUGUCUACAUUGAGUACGAGGUGCUCGUCUGCAAGACGAUCAACCUGUGCAAAGAACCGAGACUUUGCUGGAUGGAAUUUUGUUCACCAAUAAUGUAUGUAGUGUGA